Molecule: messenger RNA, 718 nt
Organism: Phalaenopsis equestris
Lineage: Eukaryota; Viridiplantae; Streptophyta; Magnoliopsida; Asparagales; Orchidaceae
Source: RefSeq, a predicted model, not a curated record
CACUUAGUACGACGCAGCAUUCCCAUAGCCCCUUCAGUACAAUCUCUUUCUUCGCCUUCACACGUUUGGGAAGAAGCCGCCAUUGCUUCCCUCCUCCUCCUUUAGCUACUCCUGAAAGCCAUCACUGUCUCUUACUCUUCUCAAAUUCCUCCAUAACCCCUCUCUUACUCUCUGUGAAUAUCCUCGCAGCUCGCGAUUAGGGUUUAUUUCGUCGCUGCCGGCUUUUGUCGCAUUCAUCGCUGGAUGUCAAACGUCUAUGCUUCUUCAACUAUUGCUACUUCUUGUUCGAUUUAUAAUUAGUUUAAGCCGAUCUCCAGUUUAUGGAGAUGGAGGCCUCUCGCAGAUCUGUGUUGGACCGGUCGCGGGAGCCGGGCGCGAAGAAACCUAGACUGACAGAGGAGAGCGAGCGGGAUCGGGGACCUUCCGCCGGCGUUACAUCCGAUCGCAGCCGUACUUAUGCGCAGUCCAGGCCUGCAGCCGGCGGCAGCGGAGGAAACCCGAGAUUUAGGGCGAGCGAGAGGGAGGAGAGGGAGGAAGUGGGGAGAGGGGGAGCGCCUUAUCAGCAGCAGCAGGAGCUAGUGGCGCAGUACAGGACGGCACUCGCGGAGCUGACGUUUAAUUCGAAGCCUAUUAUCACGAAUCUUACGAUCAUUGCCGGGGAGAGCCUCCAUGUUGCUAAGUCUAUUGCUGCCACUGUCUGUGACAAUGUUCUUGAGGU